Rotaria socialis is the source of this 252-nucleotide messenger RNA. The record is from the annotation of a GenBank genome assembly. Lineage: Eukaryota; Metazoa; Rotifera; Eurotatoria; Philodinida; Philodinidae.
AUGGGCAUUACAACAAGCUUUUUUUUUACUUAUAAUAUGUUUCUUGAUAAAAAUGAAACUCUUAAUCAUUGGGCGAUAGAAUUAGAUUCUGUAAUUUUCACCUUUGGUCUUCAACUUCUUUCAGAUGAUGGUGAUAAAGAUGAAAUAUGUUUGAACCAAUGUCAUGUACCUAUCCCCAACAGUGCUCCAGCAUAUGAACCAAUUUCUGACGAUGAAUCAAAAUUACUUAUCCCGGUUAAAGCUGAUGAGUAA